UUCAUAUGUGGACACAUCAAACUCUCUCAACUCCUGGACUGUGGACUUCAGCUCAAGAAUGCCGCUGUCUCUGGAAAUUAUGUCUCGACAAAAGCUGAUUUUGCUGUGGCUGAUGAUCAUCUGUUGUGCGAUGCGAGAGACAACCUGCUCAGAAAAACUGAUAAUCCAAGUCAGUUCGACAGAUCAGUGUUUCUGGAACAGCAGUAGCUCAACAGUUCCAGAUAUAAAUCCAACCUUAAAUUGUCAAUUAGCUGGAAAUACUGGGAAUUUUCAAGCUAAUAUCAAGCUAAGCAUUUCUUCUCAAGGACAAUGCAGAUCAUACAGUUUCUCCAUCAUAAAACAUGGAGCCGAGUAUAACAUCAGAAUGAAUGAGACGGCUGAAGGCAUAAAACUGUGUUUUUUGCGAAAUGGUCAUACUGUGUCUUGCCAGAUACAGCAAAUCAGCUGCAACACCACUGGCUCUAAUCAUCUUGAUUUCAGCCUAUGCAAGUGUCUAAUCUUGCCAGACAUACUCGCAGGUUGUUCACAAACCCCUCAUCUUGAUCUUAAGAAAAGUUGUGCAAAUGCUACAUAUAAUAACAGCAACAUAUGCGAAGGAAGCAGAUAUGCUCUGAAUAUUAAACAGUGUGAAUGGAUUUGUGUCAAAUGUGAUAACACAACUGAUGAGGAAUCAACCGCUGAUUCUUCUGAAAAUAUCGCAGCUACUGGUUUCACACCAUAUACAGCAACACACAAUCCAACUACAGAGCACAAUCUCAAACCAUCUGAGGCAACUCCUAGUCCAAUUACAGUUGAGAAUGGAUAUACUGAUCCCUCAAAGGCAUCAAAAGCCUUGGACAAUCUGGAGUCUCAGAUGGAAGAGAUGGAAAAAAGCAAUAAAAGCAAUGCAAUGAUCGUCACAGAGAAUGGUGCUGGUUUUCUUUAUGUACAAGCCAAGAACACAGAAACCAAAGACAUCAACAUAUGCUACUCUUCAGAUCAUGCCACGGUUGUUGAGAGUCAAAGUGACCUGAAUACAAGCUGUUCCUGGUUAGCAAAGAUUUCAAAGGAGGCUUUUGAUAAAUCACGUCUUCAAAACAAUGGAAGUGCAUUUGUUGGAGUUCUACGUUUCAAAAACUUGAGAAAAAAGGAUGAAACUAAUAAUCAGACUUUUUUAAACAAUGAAUUUUAUGGUAUAACGAUGAGGGCCAAAAUCUCCAACCUUACCGACAACAUUGACAUGUCCUUUACACUUAAUGAUAAGGUCAGUAAUGUGUCCUGCGUUUCUUGGGAUGGAAAAGUCGAACUUAAUUGGACGACGUCCGGCUGCGAGACAGAAAGAAUCAACAACACCAUAAAGUGCUCCUGCUCACAUCUGACCUUCUUUGCAGUGCUGAUGUCUCCGCCAGAUGCAAACGUCACAGCGCAGGAUCUGGAAUCACUGACUUAUAUCACUUAUAUCGGCUGCGGCAUCUCUAUGUUUUUUCUGGCCAUCGCUUUAUUCAUGCAUUUCCUGCUGCGGAAAGCCAAAUCAAAUCAGGCCACGAAGAUCUUGAUGAACAUGUUUGUGGCUUUGUUUCUACUGAAUGUCUCGUUUUUGUCAAACGAGAGCGUCGCUAACACAGAAGACAACGCUGCGUGCGUCUUCAUAGCGCUGCUCCUGCAUUACUCCAUGCUGGCCUCAUUCACCUGGUUCUUCAUUCAAGCUCUUCAUAUGUACUUAUGGCUCCUCAGACAGAACGUCACCAUCACAAACUACACGAGGAAGAUCACCGUGCUGGGCUGGGAAACGUGGCUGACAGAGUCAUCACCAAACACUGCAUAUCUGGUCCCGGGAUAUAAAGUCUUCAGAAAGGAUCAACAAUUUGGGAAAGGUGGUGGACUGCUUAUGUACGUGAAGGACUGCAUUAAAUCAUUUCCUGCUCCAAUAGUCAUAACUAUUGCUUCUGUAGGAGAAUAUAAAACAGUGAUCAUAAAAACAACGUCUGAAAAAAUUUCACGAAUGUGCUGGAUUACAAAUCCUUACAUUCACUACACAGUGAACAUCGGCUACUACGCUUUAGUGUUCAUCUUCACGACAGGAAUCUUCAUCACUAUCUUAACUAGGAUUGUUCAGGUCAGACGCUUAAGAGCGACUGACGGCAAGAGAAAGACGUUCAGAAAGCAGCUGAUGAUGGUGUUGAGUUUGUUCCUGCUCUUCGGUCUGACGUGGUCUGUGGCGUUCUUCAGUUAUGGACCGAUGCUCAUUCCCUCAUAUUACAUAUUCACUGUGUUGAACUCGUUUCAGGGGUUUUUUCUCUUCCUGUAUUACUACCACAUUCAUAAUGACGUUGCUGGUCAUUUCUCUGAUGAUCCAAAAAGCUCUGGCUCCACCACAACCAUGGUUCCACCCAACACGAAUGGUCUGGAAAAUGUCUAUAAUUAGCCAGAAAGACAGAAAACCACUGUCUCUUAGUUGCUGAUAAGUUAACAGCAGAUUUCCAGAAUACUAGUACAGUCAUGUGUACUACAAUAUGCUUUACGGUUUAAUAUGCAUGUUUAAUAAUAUUCUGUAUGGUGAUGGGAAUAUAACUCAUAAUGGGAUCAUAAGCGGGAUCAUUAGCUUUUAAGACAUUUUAAAGAAGGUUAAUUUUACAUAUAUAUGAACUUGUAUAUAUAUACUUGAAAGCUACUUUACAAGUCAUAUAUUUUCUUGUAUCUGUGAGUUUAGGGUAACUGUAACUAUAGUUAUGAAAUAUAUAUUGUUUGACUGACUUAAACGGUGUAGGAACAUUAUUUCAUUCAUUAUUAGAUGUUGAUGUACCAGGAGCAAAGAUAUCAAGUACAAAGGUUUGUUUCAAAUAAUUCUAAUGCAGUUUCCAUCUAGAUAGUUUUAGGCACAUAUGUGACCCUGGAGCACAAAAGCAGUCUUAAGUCGCUGGGGUAUAUUUGUAGCAAUAGCCAAAAAUACAUUGUAUGGGUCAAAAUUAUCCAUUUUUCUUUUAUGCCAAAAAUCAUUAGGAUAUUAAGAUCAUGUUCCAUGAAGAUAUUUUGUAAAUUUCUUACCGUAAAUAUAUCAAAACUUAAUUUUUGAUAUGCAUUGCUAAUUUUCUCAAUAUUUAGAUUUUUUUGCUCCCUCAGAUUCCAGAUUUUCAAAUAGUUGUAUCUCAGCCAAAUAUUGUCCGAUCCUAACAAACCAUACAUCAAUAGAAAAAUUGACACUUAAGACUGGUUUUGUGGUCCUGGGUCACAUAUUUCAGAGAGGUUAAUAAAACUAAAAAUCAUUCAAUAAUAUUAAUAACCAUGAUAUUUCUUUUAUAGUGCAUCAAUAUGAUAAUAUUAACUAUUUUCUUCAUGCAUUUGUGAAUUCAAUUCAGUAUUUUAAUUUAUUUAAAUUUAUUUUGUCAUACUACAUGUAAAUAUCAGUGGUAACUACUAUAUUUUUAUGUUUCUAAUUAAAAAAGAUGGCAUUUGAUAUGCAUUUUUGUAGAGUGAUAUAUGUCUGUGCGCCACUGGAGGGCGUUGUGAGGUCUCAGAUUGCAAUGUGUAACUCAACCUAUGGUAAUUCAUGAAUGAGUUGGAGAUGUGAAUGAGAUAGAAAGACCCUGUAAACGCUCAGCAUGAGGCAUGUAGUUGCUAUUACAACCAGCUAAUUACUCAAUACUUAGUUCUGGUUCACAGUGACUAAUAAACCUCCUCAAUCCAGCUGAAUGAGUUGAUUUCAGGCUUUAAUGUUGUGGUUGUUUUUUAUGGUCACUGAGGAACACGAAUAACUCAGUGUUGUUUUUUUAAUCAAAAGUGACAUUAAAGACAUUUAUAUAAUGCUGCAAAAUAUUUCUAUUUCAAAUAAAUGCUGCUCAGAAUUUAAAUAAAUAAAUAAAUUAUA
Messenger RNA from Onychostoma macrolepis, 3844 nucleotides. Its product is annotated as adhesion G-protein coupled receptor G1-like. The transcript is spliced from 19 exons. Gene Ontology annotation, cellular component: membrane. Gene Ontology annotation, biological process: adenylate cyclase-activating G protein-coupled receptor signaling pathway; cell surface receptor signaling pathway. The record is from RefSeq and is a predicted model, not a curated record. The coding region runs from base 59 to 2404 and encodes 781 amino acids. Gene Ontology annotation, molecular function: G protein-coupled receptor activity. NCBI's taxonomy places the organism in Eukaryota, Metazoa, Chordata, Actinopteri, Cypriniformes, Cyprinidae.